This is a messenger RNA of Lolium rigidum, 2680 nucleotides long. RefSeq names its product wall-associated receptor kinase 2-like. The coding region runs from base 244 to 2532 and encodes 762 amino acids. Gene Ontology annotation, cellular component: plasma membrane. The transcript is spliced from 3 exons. NCBI's taxonomy places the organism in Eukaryota, Viridiplantae, Streptophyta, Magnoliopsida, Poales, Poaceae. Gene Ontology annotation, molecular function: calcium ion binding; protein serine/threonine kinase activity; ATP binding. The record is from RefSeq and is a predicted model, not a curated record. Gene Ontology annotation, biological process: protein phosphorylation; cell surface receptor signaling pathway.
CGGUUGGAGAAGGUUGGAGCUGUAAAGUCCACCCGUCUGAAUCAGGUGAUCGCUAGCGAAUUCAAUGCAACAAUGGCGAUACCUCUCGGCAUAAUCGCUAGGUACUACUAGAUUUUUUUCCAUUUAGAAACUCGCAGCCUCCAUACCAGGAGAAGAGUUAGAGCCAGAGCCCAGAGCAGACACCGCAAGGCAAAAUUUUCACCUCACCGGCUCAUCGUCACCCUGCAACAAGCAAGCAGAGAGAUGCUCCUCGCGUUGCUCACCGUGCUCGCUUGGGCGUGGCCCGCCGCGGCAUCGGUGGCAUCGCAGCCAAUCGGAUCAACAUGCCAGCGCCGGUGCGGUGGCGUGGACAUCCCGUACCCGUUCGGCAUCGGCCACGGCUGCUACCUCUACACGGGCGAGAACGAUCUCACCUUCGGCCUCACCUGCAACCUCACCGCGGCAGGCAGCUACGCCCCCUUCUGCGGCGGCCUGGAGGUCCUGUCCGUCUCCCUGCCCCGCGGCAAGGCGCGCGUCCGCAACAACAUCAGCGCCUGGUGCUACAACGCCACGUCCCGGUCCAUGGACGACCAGAGCGGCAACCUGUGGACGGACGUCUCCGACUCCUCCUUCACGCUGUCGGACGAGGAGAACCGGCUCACCGUCGUGGGCUGCAACUCGCUCGCCUACGUGAGCUCCUCCUCGGUGUCCCAGUUCGCCACGGGCUCUGACUACAUGACCGGGUGCAUGGCCACGUGCCCGGGAGGCGCUGCCGCUGUGCGGCAGCUGGAGAAUGGCUCCUGCGCUGGCAUGGGGUGCUGCCAGGCCGCCAUCCCCAAGGAGAUCAACUCCUACGGGGUGGUGUUCGAGGAAAAGUUCAACACCUCCCAGAUCAAGAGCUUCAGCCGCUGCAGCUACGCCGUCCUGGUUGAGGCGUCGGCGUUCGACUUCCGGACCACCUACGUCACCACCGGUGACUUCAUGGAGUCCACCGGCGGGGCGGUGCCGCUGGUGCUUGACUGGGUCGUAGGGAAGGAGACGUGCCAGGAGGCGAGACGGAACGCCACGGCCUACGCCUGCGUCAGCGGCCACAGCGUGUGCGUCGAUUCCAGAAACGGCCCGGGAUAUCUCUGCAAGUGCUCUCGUGGAUACGAAGGCAACCCAUACUUGCAAGGCGGCUGCCGAGAUAUUAACGAGUGCGAGGGGGGCGAGUACCCGUGCUCUGUUCCUGGUACCUGCAUCAACACUCCUGGGGGAUCCAGGUGCACUUGCCCUGACGAGACGAUAGGCAAUGCUUAUACCGGCACAUGCGAGGCGGAGAAAUCUCAACUUGGAGUGCACAUCGCAAUUGGUGUUAGCGUCAGUGUAGUUGUACUAGUAAUCAGCAUGUCUUGUGCUUAUAUGAUCCACGAAAAGAGGAGCCUCGCCACUGUUAAAAAGAGGUACUUCAAGCAGCAUGGAGGCCUCUUGCUGUUCGAGGAAAUGAAGGCAAAACAGGGAGUGUCCUUCACACUGUUCACCAAGGAGGAGCUAGAAGAGGCAACGGGCAAAUUUGACGAGUGCAACGUGCUCGGAAAUGGAGGCAACGGGACCGUCUACAAGGGAACCCUGAAAGACAGCAGGACCGUCGCCAUAAAGAAGUGCAAGCUCAUCGACGAGAGGCAGAAGAAGGAGUUCGGGAAGGAGAUGCUCAUCCUAUCCCAGAUCAAUCACCGGAACAUCGUCAAGCUAUACGGCUGCUGCCUCGAGGUGGAGGUCCCCAUGCUCGUCUACGAGUUCAUCCCCAACGGCACCCUGUACCAGCUCAUCCACGGCGGCGACCGGCACCACCACCAGGGGUCGCGUGUCUCCUUCGCGACGCGCCUCAAGAUCGCGCAUGAGUCCGCAGAGGCGCUCGCGUACCUACACUCCUGGGCCUUGCCCCCGAUCAUCCACGGCGACGUGAAGUCUCCCAACAUACUCAUCGACGACAACUACACCGUCAAAGUUUCAGACUUUGGGGCCUCCACGCUGGCCCCGACUGAUGAGGCCCAGUUCGUGACGUUCGUGCAAGGGACCUGCGGCUACCUCGACCCGGAGUACAUGCAGACCUCCAAGCUGACGGACAGGAGCGACGUCUACAGCUUCGGCGUCGUCCUCCUCGAGCUGCUCACGAGCAGAAAGGCGCUGAACCUUCAGGCGACCGAGGGCGAGGUGAAGAACCUCUCCUCUCAUUUCCUCCUUGCUGCGAACGCGAGGAGGCUCGACGAGAUAGUGGACGUUCAGAUCGUCAACGAGGAGAGCAUUGAGCCGAUCGAGCAGGUGGCCGGGCUAGCAAAGCAAUGUCUUGAGAUGAACAGCGAGAAGAGGCCAUCGAUGCGGGAGGUUGCCGAAGAGCUAGGCAGGCUAAGGAAGCUUCUGAAACAUCCAUGGGAUCAAAGGAGUUCCGAAGAGGAGAUGCGGGGUUUGCUUGUUGGGUCGCCAACACCAAGCACAUAUUCUGAUGUUGAACUGAGCAAUGCCUAUGUCAGCUUGGACGACUCUGCGUAUCUAGGAGUGCAAUCUCCGCGGUGAUUGCAUUUUUUUGUUGAUUUUGUGGGUAUCUACGUUUUGUCAAUUGUUGUACUAAGAUUCGUUGUGAACACUCGGUACUUGUGCAGUCCCAACUAGCAUCUUCCCUCCUUGAUAUAGAACAAUGAGAGCUACUUUAUCUUUGGAACCU